Molecule: messenger RNA, 1184 nt
Organism: Magallana angulata
Lineage: Eukaryota; Metazoa; Mollusca; Bivalvia; Ostreida; Ostreidae
Product: ras-related protein Rab-27B-like
Exons: 6
Coding region: 327-1046 (239 amino acids)
Biological process (GO): positive regulation of exocytosis; melanosome transport
Cellular component (GO): melanosome; secretory granule
Molecular function (GO): GTP binding; GTPase activity
Source: RefSeq, a predicted model, not a curated record
GUAUGGUGUGAUUGGGUAACAUUUGACUCGAAAAGCUGUCCUGUUCCUUUUAUCUUUCUUUGCAAUUUUACCCCAAAUCUGUGAGUGUUCAUAAAGGGCAGCUAGUGGGCAGUUUGGUUGCAUUCGACUGGAGAAGCUGCUCAUCUCUCUUAGUUGUUUUCUGUGAUUUUACUCCAAAUCUGUGAGUGUUCAUUAAAGGACCAAUAUGUGAUGAAUGGUAAACAUUGACUAAAAAAAAAGGCUGUUGAGAAAUCUCUCCUUUUAUUUUGUGUGAUGACUGGAAUGUAUUAAACAGUAAACAGCUGACUUAAGACUCCGAUUUGACCAUGGAGGAUGUGGGGCCCCCCAAUGGAUCCCCGACCCACUUUGGUUCCCACGGCAACCUUGCUGCAUCUGCUGAUUAUGACUACCUCAUCAAGUUCCUGGCUCUAGGUGAUUCUGGCGUGGGAAAGACCAGUUUUUUGUACCAAUAUACAGACAGACAAUUUCACGCCAAGUUUAUCUCAACUGUAGGGAUUGAUUUCAGAGAGAAGCGGGUGGUUCACCGUGUCCCUGGAGCAGACGGUGUUGUUGGGAGGAGUCACAGGAUCCACCUACAGCUGUGGGACACCGCAGGCCAAGAGAGAUUUCGAAGUCUCACAACAGCGUUCUUCCGUGAUGCCAUGGGCUUUAUCCUACUGUUUGAUCUGACCAAUGAGCAAUCCUUUGUCAACAUCAGAAACUGGCUGACCCAGUUACAGACGCAUGCGUACUGCGAAAAUCCCGACAUCAUUCUGUGUGGAAACAAGGCAGACCUAGAGGACCAGAGAAAAGUGUCUGAAGAACGGGCCAGGGAUGUUGCUGAAAAGCAUGGGCUUCCAUAUUUUGAGACGAGCGCCGCGACUGGUCAAAACGUUGCUAAGGUCGUGGAGUGUUUGUUGGACAUGGUGAUGUUAAGGAUGGAGCAGUGCAUGGACAAAACGCAGCGACCAUUCGCACAAAAUGGCCGCCGACUGCAGAAAGGAGAGAUUGACGAAUAUAACCGAGACUCCAAAUGUCUCUGUUAAACACGUGUAUGACUGCAGACUUUAAGGUUUGGAAGGAAUAUAUUUCAUACGCAUUUUGUUUAUGAGUUGUCUCCCAUUGCGAACCCUAACUGCGACACUUUCUAUGUUAUUUGUUAUUGUCGGCAGAUUAUACGAUUU